Dichomitus squalens LYAD-421 SS1 is the source of this 1560-nucleotide messenger RNA. RefSeq names its product amino acid transporter. Lineage: Eukaryota; Fungi; Basidiomycota; Agaricomycetes; Polyporales; Polyporaceae. Gene Ontology annotation, biological process: amino acid transport; transmembrane transport. Bases 1 to 1560 code for a protein of 519 amino acids. Gene Ontology annotation, molecular function: transmembrane transporter activity. The transcript has 11 exons. The record is from RefSeq and is a predicted model, not a curated record. Gene Ontology annotation, cellular component: membrane.
AUGGAGAAGGUAGUCUUUGGCGACAUUGAGAGCGUCGACAGGGAUCCUGGCUCCCUUCAGGAUACCGCCGCCGACACUGCUGCGUCCAAGUCGGACCAGCGGCUACGCGAGCUGGGCUACAAGAGCGAGUUCCGACGUGACAUGUCUCUCUUCGGCGUUCUGGGCAUCUCAUUCUGUGCAAUCGGCAUCCUGACCGGCAUGAGUAGUGCGUUCCAGACAGGACUUUUUUCUGGAGGGCCUCUUGGCUUGUUCUGGGGUUGGAACAUAUGUAGUCUCUUCAUGCUGUUCAUAGCGCUUUCCUUGGCCGAGAUUUGCAGCGCAUAUCCCACCAUGGGCGGUCUGUAUUUCUGGGUAUGCAAAAUGAAGCCUGAUAUGCCGAUGCUCGGAUUCUGUACCGGAUGGAUCUACAGCAUCGCUAUGGUCUUCACAGGAACGUCUGGGAAUCUCAGCGUCGCUCUCUACCUGGCGUCGCUCGCAGAGGUUGGCCAGGGUCGGACUUUGACGAGGGUGGAAGUUGCAGCGAUCGCCUGGGGAGUGAACAUCCUCUCUGGUGUCAUCAACACCAUCGGAACUAAAGCGAUCGGGCAUAUGAGCUCUUUCAAUCUGUGGUGGACACUCGGCGGGACGUUCGUCCUCGUCAUUACUUUGCUCGUCAAAGCACCAGUAAAGAACAGUGCUGCAUUCGUAUUCACCGAUUACGAGAACUUCACGGGCUGGUCAAACCGCGGAUUCGUCGUCCUCCUAGGCUUCCUCCAGGCCGUCUACACCCUCGAAGGCUGCGAGACCGCCGCCCAAGUCGCCGAAGAGGCUAAGAGCGCCGAGAUCCUCGCCCCGCUCGCCGUCGUCGGCUCCAUCGCCGGCUCCUGGCUCAUCGGCCUCGCGUACAUGCUCGCCCUCCUCUUCUCCGUGCAGUCCAUCGCGUCCGUCCAGGCGACGUCGUUCGCGAUCCCGAUCGCGCAGCUGUACUACGACGCGGUCGGGAAGCGGCUGACGCUGAUGUGCCUGACCGUCGUCGCGCUCGCGCAGUUCAUGGCGGCCGUGACUGCGUUCACGGCGAGCUCGAGGUUGUUCUAUGCGCUGGCAAGGGACGAGGCGUUCCCACUCAAGGGGCGGUAUAUGGCGCUGAAUCGCUUUCAGGCACCGUAUGUGGGCGUGUGGACGUCGGUGCUCGUCGGAUGUAUCAUCUCGUGCGCAUAUAUUGGAUCCGCUGUCGCGUUCAACGCGAUUCUGUCCUCGGCAGCUAUCGCUGUCAUGCUGAGCUACCUGCAGCCCAUCAUCAUUCGCGUCUUUUGGCCGACGACAUCACUUCCAGAACGCGGCCCGUUCUCCUUGGGCCGGUGGUCCUGGUCUAUCAAUUUCGCGAGCUUUCUGUUCACCGUGUUCAUCUGCGUCUUGUUCAUCCUGCCGACCGCCCAUCCUACUACCGCGCUGAACAUGAACUAUUCCAUCGUCGCCAUCGGUGCCGUUAUUAUCCUGGUCGGCGCAUGUUGGGCGUUGUGGGGGCGCUUUCACUUCGUGGGCCCCGUGAAGACGGUGAUGGACGAGAAGAAGGGGCAUUGA